AUGAAGUUGAAGAUGAGGUUGAGGUUGAAGUUGAAGUUGCGGCUGAAAGGUGUGGGAAAACCUGGGUUGGGAAGGUGGGAUCCCAAUGGGACCAGGAAUGGGACGGUGGAUGGAGGAUGUACCGGUACCUGGGGUAGGGCAGGGCGUGGGCGGGAGUCGGUCUCCUUGCCUACCAUUGCCAAACAGCGGGCAGGGCUUCAAGGCUGGUUCAACCCACCUGGGCCUGUUUCAAAAAGUAUGAAUAUGUCAAUGAGGAAAAUGACAGAAAAUAAUCUAUAUAACAUAGUGGGAUGA
Messenger RNA from Paracoccidioides lutzii Pb01, 294 nucleotides. RefSeq lists its product as hypothetical. The record is from RefSeq and is a predicted model, not a curated record. The coding region runs from base 1 to 294 and encodes 97 amino acids. The transcript has 2 exons.